CAGCAGCUGGACCAGCAGCAGUGUCCAACAGCUGAUAAGGGCCCGGCUCCAACACAUCUGGAAAUGAAGACAAUUAAGAGACCAGCCUUCUUCUGUUCCUGUGCAACAACACCUCCUCUGUUAAUUAUCUGGACAGUGCUGCUCUCAAACAUUCCCAACUGAGGAGAUGAAAAUCUAGUUAAAAGCUAAGCCCUAGCGGUGGUUAUUUAUCUGGGCUCCCUGGAAAAGUCUGCGGAGAGGGAGAGGGGGGACAAGCCGAGUCGGAGAGAUCAUGGCGGCACCUCUCGGACGGGACACCCUACCUGACUACUGGUCGUAUGGAGUUUGUAGAGAUGGUCGAGUCUUCUUUAUUAAUGAUAAAACUCGUAGCACUACUUGGCUACAUCCACGCACUGGUGAACCUGUUAACUCUGGACACAUGAUACGUUCAGAUUUGCCAAGAGGAUGGGAAGAGGGCUUCACGGACGAGGGCGCGAGCUACUUCAUCAACCACAAUCUUAGGACUACAUCCUUUCGGCAUCCUGUGACAGGACAAAUUUCCCCAGAAAACACAGAAUACACACUACAAGACAGGCUAGAAUCCCGUAUGUCCAAGUCAGCAGCCAAUCAGAGAUCCCCCAGCAUGGUCACAGACUCCUCCAAGGCUGUGACCUCAGCAGCAGUGGAUGUCACCUCGGGGUCAAAGGCCUCCAGAGGUACAGGGAAAGUACACAGUUUUGGAAAGAGGGAUCAUGCUAUUAAAAGAAACCUCAACAUCCCAGUGGUGGUGAGAGGCUGGCUCUAUAAACAGGACAGCUCUGGAAUGCGACUGUGGAAACGGAAGUGGUUUGUUUUGUCAGACUACUGCUUGUUUUAUUACAAAGACAGCCGAGAGGAGACGGUGCUCGGUAGCAUCCCUCUGCCCAGUUAUGUCAUUGCACCAGUUGAGCCUGAUGACCACAUAAACCGUAAAUACGCUUUCAAGGCGAGCCAUACAGGAAUGCGCUCCUACAUUUACAAUAAGAACUCUGUGAUUGGCUCACAGGCUGAACACUGCGGGAUGCGGACAUAUUUCUUCAGUGCGGACACACAGGAGGACAUGAAUGGCUGGAUCCGGGCCAUGAACCAGGCUGCGCUGAUGCAGCAGAGUCACACUAUAAAGAGAGAGGUGGAGAAGCCAAAGAAGGCUGUGCAACAAGCAGUCCCACAGUCCAACCAUGUCCACGUCAACCAGAACUUAUCUCAGCCGGAAAGCCAUCGCAGGACAGACAGAGAGGAACCUCCAGAUAACGGUACCCAACUGACGCAUGGAGAAGAGGUGAGAUACGAGAUCCAAGGGAGGCCAAGUCAGUCAGCCACAGAGGAGAGAGCAGAGAGACUCUCUCCAGACUCUGUCGAUGGUGCCACCCACAAGAACGGACAGCAAACUGUGAUCCAAGUGGCUCUGCCACCGGAACAGAAUGGAAAUCUUGUCUAUCAGAGGGGCUUUGUUUCGCGGGCAGACCCUGACAAACAUGUGCAGAGGAAAAACACACUGGCUCAGGUGGAGCAGUGGGUCAAAGUGCAUAAAGGAGACCCACCAAAGAGUGCUCCCUCUGCUGAGUACAACCUCCCUCGGCGUACUCCUCCAUUAAAGCCCAAAGCCAGCACAACGGAUGCCACCUAUCAGUCGUUGCCAAAGUCUCCCCGUCUCCCAUCUGGCAGCAACUCUCCUCCAGCAACAUGCAACCUGCCCAGUGACUACAAGUAUGCCCAUGACCGGCUCAGCCACUUCCGCAUGUCCACCGAUGAGCGCAUGGCCACCAAGGAGGGAAUGGUGUGGCAGCUAUACGAAUGGCAGCAGCGACAGCAGUUCCGUCACGGUAGCCCCACCGCUCCUAUCUACACCGGCCCCAACUUCACAGACUCUUCUUCUUUUAGAGUCACAGUGGAGAUGCCACGUUCUAUCUCUGUCCCUCCGUCCCCAUGUGAAGUCCCUCCGUCAGUCCCCACUUCCUUCAAACCCCUGUCCCCUCGCAGGCCUCACACUCCCUCAGACAGACGCACAGUCAGGCCCCUGGAUGAAGUAGCACCUGGGGACAGCACAAGGUCCAGCUCCCCCGGCCAUAUUUGUGCCCAACUUUCUCAGACUUCUCAAAUAGAGAGGAGGUCCAUGCCAGCCAUGGGCUACAUCACACACACUGUCAGCGCACCCAGCUUGCAUGGCAAAACGCCAGAGGAGCUGACUCUGCUCCUCAUUCAGCUUCGGAGGCACCAGGCCAAGAUGGCUGGUGUGCAUAGCCCCAGCGAUGCAUUUGCUCACCUGCAGCACCACCAGCACAACGGCCUUCUAGGCCCCAGCAUGCAGGCUGAUGAUACUUACAUACAACUGAAGAAGGACCUGGAGUAUCUAGAUCUGAAGGUGGGCCCCAACAAAGUUACUGGACGCGAGAGUUUAAAAACAGAAAGACCAUCAAGGCCUGUGAAAAUAGCAGAAAGUGAUGCUGAUGUGAAAUUAAGUCGCCUGUGUGAACAAGACAAGAUUCUACAGGAGCUAGAGGCCACGAUACGCACUUUGAAGGAGGACAAGGACAAGCUGGAGUCUGUGCUAGAUGUUUCCCACCAGCAGAUGGAGCAGUACAGAGAUCAGCCGGCCCAUGCUGAGAAGAUUGCCUAUCAGCAGAAAUUACUACAAGAGGAUGUGGUUCACAUCAGGGCCGAAAUAUCCCAAGUGUCCACAGAGAUGGAGAACGCAUGGAACGAGUACAGCCGGCUGGAGAGAGACGUGGACUGGCUGAAGUCGGCUCUGCAGGGACAUAUGAGCCGCAGCGAUCUCUCUCAGCAAGAGAAAGUCCAGAUAAGAAAAGAACUGUGGAGGAUUGAGGACGUUAUUGCAGGCCUCAGCACCAGUAAAGCCAACUACAAAGUCACUAUCUCCUCUGUUACCAACCCAGAGAGGAAAUUUGUGCCUUCAGUGUCGGCGUCAUCAGUGCCUUCUAUGUCUGGGAGCCCGUCUGCUAUGGAGAUGAGAUUGUCCCAGCAGCACCAACAGCAGCACAGCCCCCACCUCAGCCCCAGUAGCCACACCCCCACCCUUUCCUCCAGCCCGAGCCUGCAGCCUUUACGCCACUCUGCAACCAUCGCCGGUGGGCUUAAAUGGGGUGAGGAUGAUGUGCCUCCCAGACCUCCUCUACCUCAGCUCUACAGUCCUGAAGAGCAUCCCCCUGCUGUGCCCCCGUUACCCCGGGAGACAACGGUCAUCAGGCACACUUCUGUACGCGGCCUCAAACGACAGUCAGAUGAACGCAAAAGGGACAGAGAGAUUGGCCAGUACACCAAUGGAGACGGCAAGGUGGAACUUCGGCCUUUCCUGAGUGAUCCAGAGCUCAUGGGAGCUGGAGACGGUUCCAGCCACAUCAGUGUAGUAGUGUGUGGACAUGAUGGUUACCAGACAUUACCUAGCAGAGGAGUGGCUGGCUCCUCGCUUAGGCUAAAUCAAUCUUCAAGCAUCUCCUCAUAUGUGACCCUCCGAAGAGCAAGCUCAGCUGCCGGCGGGAAGGAGAGACCAAAAAGUGCCUUGGAGCGUCUGUACUCUGGGGACCCGGCGCAGCAGCAGCAGAGGGGCAAGAUGAGUGCCGAUGAGCAGCUGGAGAGGAUGAAGAGGCACCAGAAGGCACUCGUCCGCCAGCGCAAACGCACCCUGAGUCACGGAGACCGCCACGCCUCUCCAACGUCGCGCCCCUCGUCCUCGUCCUCGGCCCCAUCGUCGCGCCCGCUCUCAGCAGACUUGGGAUCAUGGAAGAGAGAGCAGGACUUUGAUCUGCAGUUGCUCGAGAGGGCUGUGCAGGGGGAGGAGGCGCAGGGAGUUAGGAGCGUUCAGGGGGAGGAAAGACCUCCCGAGCACAAAGAGAGGCCUCGCUCGCACUCUGACGAAUGGCUGACCCUCCGCUCCACGGCCACAACCCCUCCCGCCCAUGAAGCUGACCUGGAGCCACUAGACUAUGAUGUGGACCUUAACAAAGAACUGUCCAAGCCUCAGAAAGUGUUGAUUCCGGAGCGCUAUGUGGACUCAGAGCCAGAGGAGCCUCUCAGUCCGCAGGAGGUGGAGGACCGCCAUCGCAAGGUGGAGCGCAUCAAGAGCAUCUUGGCAAAGUCCAGCGUGCAGAACCUAGCAUCUACAGUGCCCGUGGAUAAGCCAGAGGUCGGGGUGGUGGCACUCGACUCAGCUCUGCAGGAGCAGGAGAGGAUCAUCACCAUGUCCUACGCUCUCGCCUCGGAGGCUUCACUCAAAAGCAAACUAGUUGCAGUGCCAACACAGGCUAACCUCCCCACCCCGCCUCCCCCACCCCCUCCACCUCCUCCUCCUCUUCCUCCUGUAUCUCUGGCGCCUGCCUCUCCCUCUCCUAUAAGCAACGGGAUUCACUACACGUUUGUCUAAUCCGAGAAAUAAACGCUCUCAUCCCACUGAUCAGGUCAGCUGUUAGAGGGGGCUGUGAUGGGUAGAUGGUUUGUAAAAGUUGCUCUGCCACUCUGAAGAUCAGAAUGACGUGCUAAUUGUAUGAAGUUACAGUAUUGUUAACAGUUGUAAUGUUUCCCGUUUACUGACCACCAGCCAGCUCAAAUGUAACCUUCACAAAAUCUGCUUUAAGAGUGAGGAGGAGAAUGGGAUACGUACGCAAUGAAUGAAUCAGUGCUCGUCACUCAUUAUGACUUUCACAUGGCAGCUGUUGAUUGACUUUUGUGUGACAGUGUCCUUCACUGUUCUUCCCCUUUGCUUAACUUUUACAUUUUCAAUGUUAAGUAAAAAAAAAAAUAGAUUUGGGUAACAUGUUUUGGUCAUUGUGCAUGGACAGGAACAACCUCUUAAAAGACAGUGAGAGCAUGGACACUUUUUGACACAUUCACGGUGGCUCCAAAACUCCAGCGUCAAUUCAUUUUGAAAAAAUUCUGCUGUCAGGGUUAUCUUGUCUUCUCAUAUUUACUGCUCUUGUACUGACUUUGUCUUUCUCUCUUAUCGCUCCUCAGCUCAAGCUAUUUCUGGACACUGAGGUGCUAUUCUACAAUGAGAACAGACAACUGGAAUCCUGCGAGAAAAGAGGAUUUUGUUUGAGUUUGAACAUUUCACAGCCUUUCCAUACAGCAGUACAAGAACUGUACUAAACAUUUAACCUGCUCUCUGCGGCUCACGCAGCAUUGACUCGUUAAAGCGUUUCUAGUUGCUGAAAGCGACGUGGAAAUAGAAGACUUUGCAGUGGGAGCUGCUGUGCUUAUUACCUAUGGACGCGUCUAACAAAUGUUAAUCUCAUAAUAAUAAAAAAAAUAUUUUCUACAUAUCAUUGCACUUUGAAUUAUACACUGUAUCAUCUUUUCAAUGUAUGACUGGAUUGCUUUUACUUGCAGUGUGAUCUAAACUGGGAACUUCUUUUUUUUUUUUUGUCAGGUACAGAAUGUUAAGAACAAGAGGUACUAAAUGUGUCAUGAUGGUAGUAUUUUUGUCAAAACUCAGAUAAUAUUCUUACACCAAACCACUUGAAAUAUCAUAUGUAUGUACCUGUAGCACUGCCAGUCUCCUUUUAGCUUGCCAAAAUGAAUUUUAUUUUUGCUUACAUCAGGAUGAAAAUAACCUUUAACAUAUUUUCUGUGCGACUGGGGAAGGUUGCACAAUGGAAAUUUAUAAAAAUGUGAAUAUUAAAGAUAUUAACACAA
This is a messenger RNA of Larimichthys crocea (large yellow croaker), 5664 nucleotides long. RefSeq names its product pleckstrin homology domain containing, family A member 7b (gene plekha7b). Lineage: Eukaryota; Metazoa; Chordata; Actinopteri; Sciaenidae. The transcript is spliced from 31 exons. Gene Ontology annotation, molecular function: protein binding. The record is from RefSeq and is a predicted model, not a curated record. Bases 272 to 4396 code for a protein of 1374 amino acids.